UGAUGUAAUAAUUUGAAGAUGAGGAAGAAGAUUUUAGUAAAGGAAGAAGAAGAGUAAAAUUGAAUGAAGAAUAAUCAUCUAUAAUCCCAUUGAUACCUGGUAUAUUGGAUAUGAUUUUCUAAUUUUUAACACCUUCUUAGCAUUUGUAAAUGAGAUUAGUUUCUCAUUAAUGCAAUACUGUAGUUUAAUAAUUUAUGAAAAAGUUUCUGGUCACAUAAGUAUAAAAAGGAACGUUUCAAUAAUUCAAUAAUUUUAUCAGUACAUUAAUUAUAGUAAAUAAUUAUAGGACAAUUUUCAUCAUUAAACAAAAUAAAAUUACCUCCAAUUUCAUCAGAUCAACAUAAAUUAUGUGAUGAUAUAAAUCCACAGUAUUUGACUUAAGUUAUUUUCCAUGAUUUCUUAAAUGAUUCAUAAUCUUAAUAAGAAUAUUUAAAAGAGUUUUUCCAAAAGUAUACAUCCAUAAAUUCUGUUGGAAUAAAUAAAUUUUUAUCACUUAAAUGGUUACCUCUUGAAAAUAUUAAAUAAUUAGAUUUAUCAUCUGUAAUGGAAAUAAAAGAUAAAAGUUUUUUGGAGAAUUGUAGAAGUUUAGUUUCUUUAUCAUUUCAUAUUUAAGAGAUAAACAAUUUUUUUUCAACAAGUGAAUUUCCACCUUUAGAAUAAUUAAAAGUAUUAAAAAUAAAAUUAUGGGGACCAACUUUUAAAGAAGAACAUUAUUAAAAUUUCUUAAAUUUUUUAGAAUCAAUAAAAAAUCUUGAAAUAUUAGAAUUAUUAUUUUGUACAUAUGAAUCAAAUUGUGUUAAACAAGAUGUAUUUAAUGCAUUUGUUACAAAACUACCAUGUAUAAUAAUAAUAUAUUUAAAUUAGAACUUCGUAUAUUAUAUGCAUUUUCUUGUUAUGAUUAAAUAUAGAAUACAUAAUUUAGAUAGAGAUUUGAUUAUUUAGUAAUUGAAAAUAAUACAUACAUUAAAUUAAAACCUUUAGAUAUUCCAACUUUAGAAACAUUAUUGGCUUUUACUAAUAUUUUGGAUAUUACAAAAUGUAAAUUAGAAGAGGAAAAUGAAAAAUAAAUAUAAGAAUUCUUAGAGAAAUAAAGAAAAUGUCCAGCAUAAAAAUAUGAAACCAUUUUGAAAGUAAUAUAUAUAAAUUAAUUUAAAAAGGUAUCUUUUGAAUAAAAACAUAUUAUUGCUGAAUAUGAAGACUUUCCUAAAGUACAAAAAAAUAGUGAGUUUACUACAUUUUGGAAUUCUGGUCAUUAUUCUAUUUGA
This is a messenger RNA of Paramecium pentaurelia, 1265 nucleotides long. The record is from the annotation of a GenBank genome assembly. NCBI's taxonomy places the organism in Eukaryota, Ciliophora, Oligohymenophorea, Peniculida, Parameciidae.